GCCGGGGGUCCGCCGCUCUGAUUGGCCGGGCGGUGGCGGCGCUCGUGUGGCAUCUUGAAGGCGGUCAGGGAGCCUCACUUCGCGCCCAGGACAGGAGAGCGCGGAUCCGACGGCAGUGUUGCUGGCGACCGCGCGGUGGAGAGGCUGGCGGUGCGUGCGCGCGUUCGUGAAAAAACACGAGCGUCGAAAUACACCGAUAAAUAUAGAACAAAAGAACGAAACAAAGUGAUACACUGUAAAUACCAACAAAACAAGCAAUCCUUAGCGCCCAGGACUAAAAACAAAGAAUCGCCACCGAAGAAGAAAAAAAACAAAAACAAAGAAAGAAAAAAGAGCGAGAGAUACAUCACAGAAUGCGCAGAACUUUGGAAAGCCAAUUGUGAAAAGCAGAGAAGGCGAGGAGAGGAAGGGAGAGAAGCCUGCUCUGCCCGCCUGCACCUGCCUGGCGCCGCAAGCACCCGCCUCGCGAGGGAAAUACGGCGAACUCCAUUACUCAGGCACCAGGGCGGGCGUGCGAGUGUCCCGGGCGGACGCACGCGACGGAUCGGUGGCAGAGAGGGAGAGGGAGUGAGGAAGUGAGAGGGAGAAAAAAGGGAGAGGGAGUGAGGAAGUGAGAGGGAGAAAAAGGGAGGAGUGAAGUGAGAGAGGGAGAAAAAAGGGAGAGGGAGUGAGGAAGUAAUAGAGAGAGGGAGAAAAAAGGGAGAGGGAGAGGCAGAGACAAAGUGAGAAAGAGAGUGCGUGCGCGUGGGCGCUCGCUGGUAGCGGGGGCGGAGCGGCCCGCUGCGGGGGAGGCGUAACGCAUGCCCAGGUGGGGAGACUCCGCCGCCGCCGCUGCCUUGGAGGUCGCCGUGGCACCGUCUCCUAGUGCCACGCGACGCCUGGCACCUGCAGCACGCGCGCGACCCGCCCGUGCUCGCCCGCUCGUCGCUGCGCCGUGUGAAGCCGCGACGCACGUGGCGAGAGCCGAGCGAGACUGACGCGCGAUCCCCCGAGGCGCUCCCCGACCACGUGAGCGCCGAGAAGAGACCGUCGUGAAAAAGAAGAAGAGGAGGGACAAAAAAUUAAAAAAAAAAGCUCCCGGGCUCAAGUACUUCACGAAGCCGUGGCGCGCGUGAGGGAUCGAGUGUUCGACGCACCUGUUCUAUCCAAGCAGCGUCCCGGAGGCUGCUCUUAGCGCCCCGGCAGAGACCCCAGCCGGACCCCGCUCCGUGUCAGACGAGUGACGCGUCGGCGGCUAAUUGCACGCGCGCCCCACAGCUCUCCGCUUGUGCCGCUGCAACGCCGGGCGAGGGGGGGCGGCGCCUGCAACAUUACCCGCUGCACCUGCGAAAACAAACUGCGAGAGAACAAGAUCGUCAAAUGCAGUAAGAAGCGAUGCCCGAGUCUCGAAGGGUGUUAUUGGCGUCUCAUGACUCUCCGGAGCGAGUGUUGCCAGGAGUGCAAAGGCUGCGUGCACCAUGGAACCACCUACAAACACGGCUCCAUGUGGUCUGACGGGUGCCAGCAUUACGAGUGCCAGUCGGGCGUGCUGACAGUCUCCCACAAGCACUGCCAUGUCCCGUGCUACACCCCCCUCCCCCCUCUCGGCUCUGGAUGCUGUCCGAGAUGUGAAGGCUGUUGGCUGGAAGGUCGUCGCGUGCCCGAGGGUGAAGUCGUGACCUCCAAGAUCGACCCUUGCGUGCGUUGCGUGUGCUUCGACGGCAAACUCACGUGCGAGAAGAGGUCGUGCCCGGUCCUCUCCUGCCCCGAGACCAGGCAGGUCCUGUCUCAUGACGGCUGCUGCAUGACCUGUAGGGGGUCGCGCCCGAUGAUCACCCCGCCGGGCGGCCGCUGCUUCCUCACGGGCUACCUGUACAUGAGCGGCGCCGAGCGCUCGGUGGACCCCUGCACGACCUGCACGUGCUCCGAGGGCUUCAUCACGUGCGAGCGGCGCACGUGCCCGGUGCUCAACUGCUCGCAGGAGUUCCAGGUGACCCACGAGAACGAGUGCUGCCCCUCCUGCAGCGCCGCCGCCCAGCUGGAGAGCGUCUGCCACGAGUUCGGAACCAUCUACAGGGACGGCGACACGUGGCAGCUCGACAAGUGCACGUCGUGCUCGUGCGACGACGGCAAGGUCACGUGCCACGUGCUGCCCUGCGAAUACUACAACAAGCCGUGCCCGCCGGGGUACAGGCGCGUGGAGUCGGACAGCGAGUGUUGCCCCAGGUGCGAGAAGGCCCCCGGGGUCUGCGUGGUCUUCGGCGACCCCCACUACAGGACCUUUGACGGCCUCCUCUUCAACUUCCAGGGCGCUUGCAAAUACUGGCUUGCGAAGACUUGCAAAGGGCAAGAUUUCAGCCUCAAAGUGAUCAAUGACGCGAGGAGGUCGUCCCACUUCUCCUGGACCAAGAGCCUGUCCUUCAAAGUGCCCGGCGCGAAGGUGACUCUGGGCCAAAACCUUCGCGUCAAGAUCAACGGGAAGAAGACGAAGCCGCCCUACACGAUGCCGGGCGUCCUGCAGCUCACCCUCGUGGGCCAGGCCGUGUCCAUCACCACGCCCAAGGGCAUCAACGUGCUGUGGGACGGCGGGAGCUACGUGGAGGUGGAGGUGCCCGUGGCGCUGCGCGGACGCACCUGCGGCCUCUGCGGGAACUUCAACGGCAACGCCACCGACGACCUCACCACCAAGGACGGGCGCCGGGUGGCCACGGCCGACCUCAUGGCCUUGUCGUGGGCCACGGGUAGGGCCAGGAUCUGCUCGCGGAGGAUGAAGGCGCAGCAGGAGGCGCAGAACAAGAGCCUGGGCACGACCCGGUCCCAGCGCCUCACGUGCCCCGUGUCGCGCUCCAAGGCCCUCGGGCGCUGCAGCCUCCUCAACUCCACGUCGUUCCAGCCGUGCCACGCCACCAACGCCGUCGACAAGUACUACGAGUCUUGCAUCCUGGACAUGUGCGAGUGCAGGCCCGGCCGGAGGUGCGAGUGCGACACCCUGCAGGCGUACGCGAGGGUGUGCCAGCGCCUCGGGACGCCCGUGCUCGACUGGCGGAACCAGAGCAAGUGUGGAGGUCUGGAGUGCCCCCGCGGAGCCGAGUACAUGGAGUGCGCGCCCCCCUGCCGCGCCACCUGCAGCAACCCGACGCCGAACCCCAACUGCUACAAGCUCAAGUGCCGCGCGGGCUGCUACUGCCCGCCCCCGUCCGUGCUGCACCGGGGCGCCUGCAUCCCCGUGGAGGAGUGCCCCAAGAGAGGGAAAAAGCGACACAGGAACCGCUGAGGGAACGCACGGGGCCUGGCUGAGGACGGCGCCGCGGGUAUGUCGGGCCUCCCCAUCCUGGUCAGCUGCUGGGGCGCCGAGGCCUCCUCUGCCGGCGGCGCUGGCGGCGGCGAGGCCCCGUGCUCGGCGGCUCGGGAGCCAGGCCCGCCCCAGCGAGCGGUGAUCUUAGCGGUGGUCGGGUCGCAGCUGCUGGCGGUCUGGACGCAGCAUGAACUCGCAUGAGAGGCCUCGGGCUCAGCGUGUAGUGUUUAGGAGCGCCUUGAACCAAACGCCAUUGUUGAGAAAGAAAGAAUGCGAAAGUGUGUUUAUUGAAACUAGCGAUAAGUAGAUGGACCAUUGCAGUUGUCGCCAGGGAAGGGGAACAGAGGGGCAGCCAGACCCAGGAAAGCGCUGGUGGUGAACGACGAUCUCAAUAAUUCUUAGUUUUGUGUUUGAUGGAUAAGUGUUCGUGUAUCUGUCUCUCUGUUCAUGAUAGGCGCUGGCGGCACUCUCCGUGAUCGGCCAUGAACAAUUUUGUACCAUUGUCACUGCCAGGUUUAAGCCGCGUGGUGAAAGGGUGUUGCAAAAUGCCUCGUGCAUUGCCUUCUGCCUGCAGUGCAAGCAGAGGCAGCGAACUGAUGCUCUCUUCUUAUGCUCUUAGUCCAGUGCGUCUCACCGAGUCAUUAGGCGGUUGCAAUGCAAUACAGGGAAGAGGAAAGCAGUGCAAAGCUAGCGUUGUUCGCGCCACGGCGUCGAGAAGCGUGAAUCAGGAAUGGCGUCGAUGGAUCAGCGGAUCAUCGAGACCGAAGGACCUGGAGUGGCAUUGGCUUUGCACGUUGCCGAAGUGUCGUUGACGAAGGGAAUAGAAGGGAAUGCUUGGUAUUUAUUUAACUCGGAUGGCGAUGGUUGACUGAUAGAAAGGAUGGUAGACAAAGCAAGCAACCAUUGUUUUUAAUAACACGAAUAUCACAAUAAUACAAAAAUACAACAAUGGUUUUCUUUUCUAGUAUUAAUAGAGUCAGCUGACCUACAAAAGUUUAAGACCCUUGUCUGCUGACAUUGGUUGUUCACAUUCACUAAAUUAUGUUGUUCACAGGUUGUUCAUUAAGUACCAGUGACAGAACUAAAACAUUGUGAUGAAAAGCAAACAAGCCUAUUAGGUGUAGUGACCCAUUAGAGCCAAUUCAUCAUAAACUCCUUGUAUAGUAUUUUUUUUUUUUUUUUUUUUUUUUUUAAAGAAAGGGUAUUGUUCUUGUCACUUAAAGAGGUAGAGACAGGGAAGCAGCUACGUGAACGAGGCGGCGAAGGAGCUGUUGUUGAAGGACGAGGUGGGAAAAUCCUGUCAGUUUGGAGGAUGACUUCAGCUUCGUGACCUCUUAAAGGUUUCUCCUUGAGAUCCCAAACACUCGCGUCGUGUCCUCGUUGACCUUUUGAGAUUGUUCCUCUUUUUUUUUCUUCUUUGUUUUGUGGAAUAAUGUUUUUUUCUUCCUUAUAGAAAAAACUACAUAGCUUGAUUAUUUCUUAAUUGAUUUUUUUUUCCUGAUUAAGGAGUCAGUUGACCCUUAAACCACAUUAGUGUUGGUGCUUUUAAACCAACACAUUCAAAGGGUAAAAACAAUUAUAAAUCUCAAGGCAGGUUAAAACAAACAAACAAAAUCCCACAUUUCUGUUGUAUUUCCAACUUUUUUUUAUACAUAACUUUAAUUAUAGAAGUACCAAAGAUAUGCUUGUAAUUGUCGAAAUAAUACACUUUUAUUAGUGGAGACAUGCCUAUAUAUGUAUAUAAUAUAUAAAAAAACAACAAAUUACGUAAUCAAUUUUGUUCAGUCACGAGUUGGUUGUCCUGGAGGGAGAAGGAAAAAAAAAAGUUAAAAAAGGGAAAAUAUAAACGCUUGUACACGCUUGGUGCUUAGGGUGAGGUUGUAUGUUAAAAUUAUGAAUUCUUUUUUAGGAUAUAUUUAUUCGUGGAGGUUCAGCAGCUGUGCCUGUUGGGUGAAAUUAGAUACAAAAAAAAAGCGUGCCAUUAUGUGUUGAAAAUAAGAGAAAAUGAUACAUAUUUUGUAAGAGUUGUGAUAAGGGAAAUAUUAGAAGAAAAAAAAUGGAAUUGGAGCAUCUUAGAAGAGAAAGCAGAGAGAAAGGAAACGUUGGAUAGGAGAGAAGGACGAGGUGAAAGACAAAGAGAAAUGGAGGAAGAAGGAGAAGGAGAAAUAGGAAAACGAGACAAUGCGGCCAAUUGACUAAAUGAUAAUAAUAAUAAUAGUAAUAAUAAUAAUGAUAAUAAUAAGGUCCAUUUUUACGAGAAGGUUAAAGAGAAAGAAUCGAAGAGAAGUGAAGUGAUAAACAGAAAAGUGAGAGGAAAAAGAAUAAAGAAGUUUUAUGAAAAGAAAAAAAAGAAGGCAGACGAAAUCAAAACAGAAAUGAGUGAAAGUGAAAAAAAAGAAAAUUAUAGAAAGGGGAAGGGAGAGGAAAAGAGAAGUGAGACAGGAAAGGGAAGACAUGAGGAAAUAGAGAAAAAGAGAACGUGAAGGAAAACAGAAAUCAUAAAGAAAAUAGAGAGAACUGCCCGUGCUGAGUUUGUGCUGCCAAUGGUGAACCGCUUCUCGGUAGAAAACAAAAAACAAAAACAAAACAAAACAAAAAAAAUAAUAAUGCAUAAAUAUAAACGAACAAGCGUGAACUCUUUGAACAAAUACAGACGUAGAAGGUCAUUUUAGGAAAUGAUAACCCAAAGAAAUGUCCAGGUUUUUUCCCAUGUAUGAUCUCUCAAAGGUGUUGCCAAUAUCGCACAGAUGGACGUCUUUUUUUUUUAAAUCUUUGCACAUUCUUUUUGCUGAUGAGAUUGCUCAUGAAAGUUUGAUAUAUGUACUUUGAAAGUACCUUUACUAUAUACCUUUUCUUUCAUUUCUCUUCUAUAAACCGAUCGUAGGGUCAAUAGUAAAGCAUCUUGAAGUCCAGAGUUAGUUGCCGCGCUGUUGAAGUCACACGAAAGUCUCACAAACAGUGCCGGAUGGGAAUACAACUUGCUGCUUAAAAGACAUUUCUAACUAUUUAUAAGUUAACUUCCAUUAGUCGCUUCAUUUACUACGUGUCAGUUCUCAUGUCAUGUUCCAUAAUUACGUAUGUGUUGUACAUCAUGGUACAUAAGAAGGCAAAGAGAAAGAAAUGUGAUGAUGUGUAUUGAGGGAUCGCCUAUGAUACCAUGUGUUAUGUUGCAUGUGCCUUGUGCUAGCUCUCGUCUCUAAUUUUUUUCGAAUGAGACUUGACCAAAUCUCUCGACUGCCUCUGAUAUUAGGUAUAUAAGAUUUUGAACCUUAUGAUGAUGAGGAUUUUUGGAUCUAGGAUAGAACUAAAAAAGUGUAUUUCAAGUUCUUGUUGUUGUUUUGUUGUUAAUUUUUUCUCAGUGUGUAACCCCGCGAAGAACAUGUGAUUGUUAGAAUCUCCAUUAAAAUAACGCUAGUAUUUUUUUUAUCUGUCUUUAGUCUAAAACCGUAGGCUGUUUUUUUUUAUUAUUAGCUGACCUUACUGGAACGCAGCUACAUGUUGUCGCCGAGAGUUCAAAAUGUAAAAGUUGAUCUCAGAAAACCAGAUUUAAGAAAAAAAAUGGAAGCAUGUGAAUAAAAAAAAACAA
This is a messenger RNA of Penaeus vannamei (Pacific white shrimp), 6860 nucleotides long. The record is from RefSeq and is a predicted model, not a curated record. NCBI's taxonomy places the organism in Eukaryota, Metazoa, Arthropoda, Malacostraca, Decapoda, Penaeidae.